Messenger RNA from Phyllopteryx taeniolatus (common seadragon), 1909 nucleotides. RefSeq names its product adaptor related protein complex 1 subunit mu 1 (gene ap1m1). The transcript has 12 exons. Gene Ontology annotation, molecular function: clathrin-cargo adaptor activity. The record is from RefSeq and is a predicted model, not a curated record. Gene Ontology annotation, biological process: vesicle-mediated transport; intracellular protein transport. NCBI's taxonomy places the organism in Eukaryota, Metazoa, Chordata, Actinopteri, Syngnathiformes, Syngnathidae. Bases 108 to 1379 code for a protein of 423 amino acids. Gene Ontology annotation, cellular component: clathrin-coated vesicle; clathrin adaptor complex.
UUCCCCCCCCCCCCCCCAGUAUUAUGAAUGAGCGUCUGAAAUUAAUUUUCCUCUCGUAACCGGUCAUUUCGUGAAGUCGAGGCGCUCGGCGUGACAAAAACUCCAAAAUGUCUGCGAGCGCCGUUUACGUCUUGGAUUUGAAAGGAAAGGUGCUGGUGUGCCGAAACUACCGCGGCGAUGUGGACAUGUCCGAGAUCGAGCACUUCAUGAGUCUCCUGAUGGACAAGGAGGAGGAGGGGACGCUGUCUCCCAUCCUGGCCCACGGCGGCGUGCGCUUCAUGUGGAUCAAACACAACAACCUCUACUUAGUGGCAACAUCCAAGAAAAAUGCCAGCGUUUCCUUGGUUUUCUCCUUUUUGUACAAAAUUGUCCAGGUUUUUUCCGAGUAUUUCAAAGAACUGGAGGAAGAAAGCAUCCGGGAUAACUUUGUCAUCAUAUACGAGCUGAUGGAUGAGCUGAUGGAUUUUGGCUACCCGCAGACCACUGACAGCAAGAUUCUGCAAGAGUAUAUAACUCAGGAGGGUCACAAACUGGACACGGGCGCCCCUCGCCCACCCGCCACUGUCACCAACGCGGUCUCCUGGCGCUCGGAGGGCAUCAAGUACAGGAAAAACGAAGUCUUCCUGGACGUUAUCGAGUCGGUCAAUCUCCUGGUCAGCGCCAAUGGCAACGUUCUGCGCAGCGAAAUUGUCGGCUCCAUUAAGAUGCGCGUCUUCCUGUCCGGCAUGCCCGAGUUGCGCCUUGGCCUCAACGACAAGGUUCUAUUUGAAAACACUGGACGUGGUAAGAGUAAGUCAGUGGAGCUCGAGGACGUCAAGUUUCACCAGUGCGUCCGCCUGUCUCGCUUUGAGAACGACCGCACCAUCUCCUUCAUCCCCCCCGACGGCGAGUUCGAGCUCAUGUCCUACCGCCUUAACACUCACGUGAAGCCUCUGAUCUGGAUUGAAUCCGUCAUCGAGAAGCACUCUCACAGUCGCAUCGAGUACAUGAUAAAGGCCAAAAGCCAGUUCAAACGGCGCUCCACCGCCAACAACGUGGAGAUCCACAUUCCUGUGCCAACAGACGCUGACUCUCCCAAGUUCAAGACCACGGUUGGCAGCGUCAAGUGGGUUCCAGAAAACAGCGAGAUCGUCUGGUCCAUCAAGUCCUUCCCUGGCGGCAAGGAGUAUCUGAUGCGGGCCCAUUUCGGCCUUCCGAGCGUGGAAGCAGAAGACAAGGAGGGGAAGCCCCCGAUCAGCGUCAAGUUUGAGAUCCCUUACUUCACCACCUCAGGCAUCCAGGUGCGCUACCUGAAGAUCAUCGAGAAGAGCGGCUAUCAGGCUCUGCCAUGGGUGCGCUACAUCACGCAGAAUGGAGAUUACCAGCUCCGCACCCAGUAAGGCAACGCCUCAGCCAGGGCGGGAGGAAGCCGGACGACGGCAGUGGCGGUGGGGGGUGGUGCGGCUAAUGAGCCGUCGUUGGCAGGUGUCAGUCAGGAGACCACAGAGGACUGACUUACUUGUUUUUGAUCAUUUUCCAGUCAACGCAAAUAGACGGAGAGUUCGUACGUCGGGGGAAAGCGCUAAGUUUUCCAGUGUGUGGCCAACUAAAGCAGGAGUCAUGUUUACAUGCAAUGUCAUCAGUAGGUCACAAACAUCACACACCUCUUUGUUGAUUAUUUGUAUGUAUAUAUUUGCUACAUAUCAAUGAGGUCAGUGUUAUUAUUAGUUACAAGUGAGCCAAUCAGUAUGUCUCUUUGUGUUACAGUGCCAUCAGCUUUUCCCCUUUGUCAGCUUUCAAAUGCGCGUAAAAAAAAAGAAAAUCAAACCGUUUAUGUUGCAGUUGGUCGCAUGGCGAUUCCUUAUCUAUAACCCCCUUCUCUAUGUAACCACAUCCUGUAAAAUCAUUAAAUGUAUAUUUAGAGAAAACA